This is a messenger RNA of Zingiber officinale, 1706 nucleotides long. RefSeq names its product eIF-2-alpha kinase GCN2-like. NCBI's taxonomy places the organism in Eukaryota, Viridiplantae, Streptophyta, Magnoliopsida, Zingiberales, Zingiberaceae. Gene Ontology annotation, molecular function: protein kinase activity; ATP binding; protein binding. The coding region runs from base 234 to 1706 and encodes 490 amino acids. The record is from RefSeq and is a predicted model, not a curated record. The transcript is spliced from 12 exons. Gene Ontology annotation, biological process: protein phosphorylation; cytoplasmic translation.
CGUAUCGGAAAGCGAUUUGACCGUGGUAACCCGGUUUGGCCCUGCCUACUGAAUUCUGAUUCCUACUGCACGUCUUGAUCGCCUGAUUGAAAUUUCUACUCCAGUGCCCGCCCUAGGUAUCUUCUUCGGCUCCUCGAUAGGCAGGUCUUAGAUUUGCGAUUGGUGGUAUGAAUUGCCGUUGAAGUCGAUGAUAUAGCACCCGAUCUGGGAACGUUGAGGCGGAGCUGCGAGUGAUGGGGCAUAGCUCGAAGAAGAAGAAGAAGCGAAGCGGAGGAGGACGGGGCAGGGGCUGGGCGUCCUCCAAGGACUCAUCAUGUGCCGCCAUGGUCGAUGAAAAUCUUCUUGCCGACGAGUUGACUGUAUUGAACUCAAUAUUUCAGGAUGACUUCAAAAUCACAUCUGAACCACCUCAUGCUUCUUUUUCGAUAAAGCUGAGGCCUUACUCAAGCGAUAUGGGCUAUGAUGAUCUCUAUGUUUCUGCUAGUCUCUUGGUAAGAUGCUUACCUGGUUAUCCAUACAAAUGCCCCAAACUACAGAUAAUGCCAGAGAGAGGUUUGUUAAAAGAAGAUGCUGAUAGACUCCUUGUUUUGCUUCUUGACCAGGCAAAGGUUAAUGCUCAGGAAGGACGGGUAAUGAUUUUCAAUUUGGUGGAAGCAGCUCAAGAGUUUCUAUCUGAAAUUACUCCUUUGAGCGAAUCACAUGAAUCUAUACCUUAUGUUAGUUCUAGCAUAAAGAGUGAGGAAGCAACAUCCCAGUUUGACAAAUACUGUUAUUCCGAUGGGUCUUCUGUUUAUAGUUUGGUUGAUCUCUACAGUGACUUGUGUGGUAAUGAUGUAACAUUGAGUCAUGUCAAAAAAGCUAUGAAUGGCAACUCUAGCAAAACAUUUAAGAUAGAAGUUAGGCAAGCCAAUCUGAACAACAACAAUAUCUAUUUGGAUUCUCAUACUUCGGCUAAUCCUGAAAUUCCUGUCAGAGAUGAUAGUUUGCUGCAAAAUAGGAAAUAUGAAGCAAUAAAUCUGAUAAAACAUGGGGAUUCACUAUCAGCUUCAAAGCUAAAUGUUGUUGCUGAAGAAGGUGACAAUGACACAACAAGUUCAUCUCCAAAGGCUACUUCUAUACCAAUGUUCCCAGAUACUUUGCAGAAUAUUAAUGAUAGCACAAAGCAUGAGGACAUGAACCUUAGAGAGCCGGUAACCGAGAAUGAUAAUUUCGGUUCAGAUGAUUUAUUCUCAAGUUCAUCUAGCUAUGUUUCAGUUACAAGUGAUAAUGACUCUCAAAGUAGAGGAAAAGAUCUUCUUCUGAUACAUUUACUUCGCAUUGCUUGCUCUUCAAAGGAAUCACUAACUAAUGUUUUACCAGAAAUAUCACUGGAGUUAAGGAAAAUAGGGGUUCUUUCAGAAUGGGCUAGGGAUUUGGUUGCUGCGCCCUCUUCAGAAUUUACUGAGGCAUUUAAUAAUGCAUUUGGACGACAAGUUGCAUCUUCAAGGUUCUCUGAGUUUUGGAGAAUGGACAGUAGUUCAUCUAAAUCAACUUCACGUUACCUUAGUGACUUUGAGGAAGUUCGCUCACUUGGCCGUGGGGCUUUUGGCCAUGUUGCUUUAUGUAGAAAUAAACUGGAUGGGCGACAAUAUGCUCUAAAAAAGAUUCGCCUUAAAGAUGAAAAUCUUCAUGUUAACGAGAAGAUAUUGAGCUUCGUAAGAGCUUGA